AUGCACGAGUCCGAGUCAUCAGAUAGUCUUCCGAGCCGACAGGACAGUGACUUGAUCAUCGAUGACGAGGGCGAAAUCAAGAGGUGGGUCCGGCCCGACUUCCAAUUCCAUCACUUCAUCCAACGAUUGACAGAGUCCAACUGGUUCAACACCAUCAUCAUGUUUACCAUCGUGAUGAACGCGGUGACGAUGGCCGUCGAGACCGGUGACACGAUUAAGGCCAAAUACCGGACAGCUUUCGUGACUCUCGAUGGGAUAUUCCUCGGAGUCUACACGGCUGAGUUUAUUCUCAAGAUCUACGCCGAGCCAAUCAAAUACUUCUACAGCGCUUACAACCUUUUCGACUUUUUAGUCCUCCUCAUCUCAUUUGUACAGGUAAUAUUCUCUUGUAAAUCAUUUCCACAUCGGUGGCGGAUUCAGGGGGCCGCUUUGCGGACGCUCCGAGCACUCCGAACUCUUAGAACUCUUCGGACAGUGUCCUUUGUUAAAGGUCUUCAGGUUCUCGUUACCGCUCUGCUGGACACCUUGCGUAACUCUGUCUUCAACGUGAUCCUCCUCCUACUCCUCCUCAUGUUCCUCUUCGCAAUCAUGGGCUACUACAUCUUCGGCUACAAGGAAGGCAUGUCAGACAAGGAGCACUGGGGCGACUUGCCCACAGCCAUGCUUACUCUCUUUACAUUGGUUACUGUGGAAGGGUGGACGGACGUACAGGCUGAACUGGACAAACUGACGGAGAUGUCCCGGAUAUACACCAUCAUCUUCAUUAUCCUCGGCCAUUUCAUCUUCACCAAUGUCUUCAUCGGAAUGAUCAUCAUGAAUAUUCAUGAGGCCACCGAGGCCUACCAGCAUGAUCAGAUGGUGGAACGAGAAUUGACCAUUCAACGGAAGAAAGAAUACAUGAUAAGGAGGCAACACGAAGAAGUCAGACUGAUGCUCGAAAAACAGAAUCAAGGCGACUAUAAGGAUUUUUACGAUAUGGUGAAGGAGUUCCAGGGAACGUUACGUCACGACGACUACACCCUCUCGCUGGAUCUAGCUACCAGUCUUCGAUGGAUCGAAGCAUAUAUCACUACCCUUGACCAUCAAGAUAACACCAUGUAUAGACUUCAACAGCUUCACUUUGAGAUGUGCAACUUACUGGCCAUGGCUCUCGAGAAGAAACUCAAGGAACGAUAUGGACUGUGAAUCUACUACAGUGGCGUAUCCCAUUUCUCUCCGCGGGGGUCGUGUAGGGGCGGCACAUUUCUGACCAAAAGUGCUGAUAAGCAAAAGAAAGACCAAAUUAAACUUAAAGAUUCUCACCUUAUUUUGUGCAUACGACUUGUAUUUAAAAUCUCUUGUACAAAAUGAAUAAUUGUACACUAAUUAUAAUGUGGUGUAUGCAGAGUAAAUAUGGGCCAGAUUUGAUUAGACCCAAAGGGCGAUGCAUGCCCCUUGUGCCCCCUCUCCCGAUCCGAUCCGCUAUGGAAAACCUUCAUGGCAGUUGUGUAUACCGGAGAUGGAACUUGGAAACACACUGGAUCUUUCAUCCACGUACAAGUUUCUCCCGAGUGUGCUUGCGCUUCUCGUGUAUAUUUUCCAUCUCUUUGGGAUGGCAAUCACCCGAUUAAAUUCAAUGUGUUAGUGUUAGAACUACUUUUAUUUGGCCCCCGCUAAUGUGAAA
Messenger RNA from Strongylocentrotus purpuratus (purple sea urchin), 1663 nucleotides. RefSeq names its product cation channel sperm-associated protein 3-like (gene catsper3). The transcript is spliced from 8 exons. Lineage: Eukaryota; Metazoa; Echinodermata; Echinoidea; Camarodonta; Strongylocentrotidae. Gene Ontology annotation, molecular function: monoatomic ion channel activity. Gene Ontology annotation, biological process: transmembrane transport; monoatomic ion transport. The record is from RefSeq and is a predicted model, not a curated record. Gene Ontology annotation, cellular component: membrane. Bases 1 to 1185 code for a protein of 394 amino acids.